CUACAAUGGAGAAAACCAAAAAGAGAGACGAAAAAACUAAAAAGAAGGAAACAGAAGAGAUAGAAACUCCCCAAGAAGAAGAGGAAGAAGAGAUCAUCGGAGAAGGUGACCACUCUGACGAAGACUUUGAAGGCGAAGAUGACAGUGAUAUGAGUGAAGAAGAGAUUAUGUUCAACAAAAUCCUCAAACGUCAGAAAGUUAAAGAAGACUCUGAUGAGGAGGAGAAGGAGAAGGAAACCCCUGAUGAUAAAAGCGAGGAUAACCUCCAAGCUGAUUUCGAAAUUGUUGCUCCUUGUGAAAGCUUUUUCCAUUCAAUUAAAAUGUUGAUACAGAAAUUGUGUGAUGAGCAGAAGUUUGAUAUCUCUGGCCUUGCUGAUGCUCUCAUCGAACAGCAAUCUCUUGGUUCUCUCCCUGUGACAACUUUGGACAUCGACCUUGACGCGAAAUAUAAAAAUUUAGAUGACAAAGAUUUUGAGAAAAUGAGAAUCAAGCAUAAUAAUGAUAGAGAUGUUUAUGGGAUUACCACCGUAAUCAACUUCUGUGACAGAGAAGAUAAACCCUUCCUCGAAGAGAUCUAUGGCUACGUUAUGUACAAAGCAAAGAAGUUUCUCCAGAAAGAUCAAAUCAAGAAAUUCAUUAGCAUUCUGAACAGCAAAAAGAUCGGGCUUUUUAUUAAUGAGAGAUAUCUAAACCUUCCUGUGAACUUAAUUCCUGAUCUGCUAAAGGGCAUUGUCGAGGACAUUAACUUCACUAAGCAGCAGGAUGAUGUAGAAAACCCAGAGGCAUAUGACUUCGACUACUUCAUUGGCAUGGCUAAAAUAUCCUCUGACAACCUGUACUACAAGCCUGAAGAAGAGCGGUUUAUCGAAAAGUCAGUGAUAAGUUUCAAGUUCUCAUGAAAAUCUGAUGAAAACCAAGAGCAAUAUAAGAGAGUUAUCUACCUCUUGAAGUAUUCCAAGUUCAGGAACAUUGUCGAAAAUAUUGAUGGUUUGUUCAAAGAAAAAGAAUAAUUUGCAACUCAAUUUCUGAUA
Messenger RNA from Moneuplotes crassus, 1031 nucleotides. The record is from the annotation of a GenBank genome assembly. Lineage: Eukaryota; Ciliophora; Spirotrichea; Euplotida; Euplotidae.